This is a messenger RNA of Symbiodinium sp. CCMP2592, 675 nucleotides long. The record is from the annotation of a GenBank genome assembly. Lineage: Eukaryota; Dinophyceae; Suessiales; Symbiodiniaceae.
AUGUUCGUCUCGUGGAACGAGGACAACAUCUGGCCAGAUGUGGAGCUUUACCCAGAAGAGUUUGAGUCGGCCUACAUAGAAUUCACCGUCUAUGCAAGGAAUUGGUUCACUCGGAAUUAUCAAAUCGGCAAAGCUUCGCUCCAACUGAAGAGCGUGAAUGCGCGAACAGGUCAUGUAUAUAUGAAGAAGUCGCUUCCUCUUCGGAAGGAGGGCGAGACUGCCGCAACAGGUAUGAUCACCCUCACAGUCUUCUGCCUGAAGCCGGGCGAGUCGGCGCCACAAGGUGAGGAGGUCAAAGAGGAGGGAGAAGCUGCUGAAGACCUCGAGGACCUGAGCAAAGCAGUGCUGGGAGCUUCUGCAGACACUGGUGACGCGGGCAAGUCGUACCAUGUCCUGGUGAAUAUUUACCGGGCAGAGAACUUGGCCAAGAUAGGCGGGUACAAUCCCAACCCCUUCGUGACGGUGGAAUUCUCUGGUGCAUGCGUGAGAACGACGCCCGCGUACGACGUGGAGCAGUACACCUGGAACGAGUGUGCCAGAAUACCUGUGCAGACACCGGUCUAUGAGGAUACCAUCCUCAUCAAACUCUGGAGUGGGGGCUCUGCCUUAACGAUGACCCCGGAUGCCCUGCGGCUUGUCUCGGACCUCUCGGAGUUCACUUUGCUUGUUACGUGA